Pseudocercospora fijiensis CIRAD86 is the source of this 1332-nucleotide messenger RNA. RefSeq lists its product as uncharacterized. The record is from RefSeq and is a predicted model, not a curated record. NCBI's taxonomy places the organism in Eukaryota, Fungi, Ascomycota, Dothideomycetes, Mycosphaerellales, Mycosphaerellaceae. Gene Ontology annotation, molecular function: catalytic activity. The transcript is spliced from 5 exons. Bases 1 to 1332 code for a protein of 443 amino acids.
AUGUCUUUUCAACGAUCGCUGCGGCUCUUUAGUCAGCCAGCACGCUUCCAGAUCCCGGGCCGAGCAGUCUGUCAGAAGAGAUGGCUUGCCACGGAAGUCGACGCGUCGAAACUGCCACUUGCGGGCGUGAGAGUGCUUGAUAUGACCCGCGUGCUGGCCGGCCCGUACUGCACACAAAUCCUCGGAGACCUAGGAGCAGAAGUCAUCAAGAUCGAACAUCCCACGAGAGGCGAUGAUACGAGAGCUUGGGGUCCUCCAUAUGCUUCAUAUACUGAGCAGAGUGGACAGCAAGGACCCGGAGAGGCAGCGUACUUUCUCGCAGUCAACCGCAACAAGAAGUCGAUUGGCCUGUCAUUCCAGGACAAAGCCGGCGUUGACAUCUUGCACAAGCUGGCCAAGCAGUGCGAUGUCCUGGUGGAGAACUAUCUGCCCGGAGCACUGAAGAAGUACGGCAUGGAUUACGAAAGCGUCUCGAAAGUCAACCCGAACAUUAUCUACGCUAGCAUAACCGGCUACGGCCAGACGGGUCCUCACAGCAAGCGAGCAGGCUACGACGUGAUGGUUGAAGCUGAAAUGGGCUUGAUGCACAUCACAGGACAUCGAGAUGGGCCACCUGCUAAGGUCGGCGUCGCCGUGACAGAUCUGACCACUGGUCUUUAUACCUCAAACUCAGUCAUGGCCGCUCUCAUUGCUCGGGGCAGGACUGGCAAAGGACAGCAUAUCGAUGUGGCGCUUGCGGACUGCCAGAUCGCCACACUCGCCAACAUUGCGAGCUCCUGUCUGAUCAGCGGGAAGCCUGAUUCCGGACGAUGGGGAACAGCGCAUCCAUCCAUCGUGCCAUACAAAGGCUUCAAAACAAAGGACGGUGAUAUUCUUCUCGGCGGCGGAAAUGACAGACUAUUCGGCGUGCUCUGCGAAAAGCUCGGCAAGCCAGAAUGGGCACAGGAUGCCAGAUUCAAAACCAAUCCCGAUCGCGUAAAACGAAGAGACGAGCUCGAAGAUCUGAUCGAAAACAUCACAAAAACAAAAACCACUCAGCAGUGGCUCGACAUCCUAGAAGGCAGCGGGAUGCCUUACGCCCCGAUCAACGAUGUCAAGCAAACUCUUGAACACGAGCAUACUCAAGCUCGUGGCAUGGUCACAGAAAUCUUUCACCCAACAUGCGGUCCAAUGAAGCUCGUCUCGCCGCCGGUCAAGUUCUCUCACAGCCAACCGCGCAUCAGAACGCCACCACCCACGCUCGGCCAACAUACUGACGAACUCCUUACGGGGAUUCUUGGUAUGGAGCCUAAUGAAGUCGAAGCUUUGAAAAAUCAAGGCGUAAUUUCAUGA